GUUAAUAAUUUGUUUAUUUUUUUCAAACCAUGUGAUAAUUUUUAAAAAUAUUGCCUUAUUUUUCAGUCUUUAUGAUGUUGAAGCAGUUCUGAUUGCUGUUGGAAUCUGCACUGUAAUAUGUUUGGCUUUAACUCUCUUUGCAUUUCAAACAAAGUAUGACUUUACCACGUGUUCUGGUUUGAUCUUGGUUAGUGCCGUUGUAUUCCUGGUGUUUGGUAUAGUAGCUAUUAUCUUUCCGGGAAAGAUUAUGCAGCUGGUGUAUGCAUCAGUUGGAGCUAUUAUUUUUUCCUUUUACCUGGUGUUUGACACUCAGCUGAUGAUUGGUGGAAAACAUAAAUACAGCUUAUCACCUGAAGAUUAUAUAUUUGCUGCAUUAAAUAUUUACAUGGACAUAAUAAAUCUGUUCUUAAUGAUCUUGCAAAUUGUUGGAUAUGCUCGGGACUAGAUUUUUGUAUCUCACUUACUACUUUGGAUGUUGUUUGAUUUUCAUUGUAAUACGUCAAGCUAAUGUUGUUCUAGUCGUUUGAUAUUUCAUAUGAAGCAACGUCAUUGUAUCCAGUAUUUUUUUUACAUUAGAUGUUACUUGUAACCGCUAUGCAUUCCAUUUUUAUUCAGUUGUCAUUUGUUUGAAGAAAAAAAUCAGUGAUUUUAUUAAUUUAACUAAGUCAUUUCUGUACUAUAAAAUGCACUUGCCUACUGUCAACAUUAAGGCUACAUUUGUAACAGUCAGUGUAAAAGCUGCAGCACUAAGAUCAUGUGAUGAAUACAUACUCUGAUAUUUGUUACAA
Molecule: messenger RNA, 788 nt
Organism: Parasteatoda tepidariorum (common house spider)
Lineage: Eukaryota; Metazoa; Arthropoda; Arachnida; Araneae; Theridiidae
Source: RefSeq, a predicted model, not a curated record